This is a messenger RNA of Lathyrus oleraceus (garden pea), 1120 nucleotides long. RefSeq names its product protein RGF1 INDUCIBLE TRANSCRIPTION FACTOR 1. NCBI's taxonomy places the organism in Eukaryota, Viridiplantae, Streptophyta, Magnoliopsida, Fabales, Fabaceae. The record is from RefSeq and is a predicted model, not a curated record. The transcript has 4 exons. The coding region runs from base 173 to 880 and encodes 235 amino acids.
UAGUAAAAUAAUAUAGGUUGAUCUGAUGAGUUAGGUUAUAAAAGGAAUGAUGAGAAUGAAAAAUGGUCCUUCUAACUUAACCUAACCAUUCAGCUGACAAAAACAUCAAACCUUAGUUCAUAAAUAUCCUAUUUUGUUUCUCACAACUAGUAGCUCCGAGAGAGAGAGAGACAUGAAAGGAGGGAUUCAUCAGAAACUACCUGCAUGGUUAGAGAGAUUAAUGGGUGAAACAUUCUUUGGUGGUUGUGGGGUCCACCAAGAUAGAAAGAAGAACGAGAAGAACGUCCUUUGCUUACACUGUUGUCUCUCUAUAUGUCCUCACUGUCUCCCUUCCCACCGCCAUCACCCUCUCCUCCAGGUGAGAAGGUAUGUUUAUCAUGACGUGGUUAGAUUGAGUGAUCUUGAAAAACUGAUAGAUUGUUCUAAUAUUCAAGGGUAUACGAUUAACGGUGCGAAAGUGAUAUUCUUAAAAGAGAGGGUUCAGUCAAGGUCAUGCAAAGAUACUGCCAACGUUUGCUGCUCUUGUGACAGGAUUCUUCAGGAACCCUUCCAUUUCUGUUCUCUCUCAUGCAAGGUUGAUGACAUGUUGUGCAAGGGGGAAAGGUUGUCUAGCAUAUUAUAUCGAUUCAAUGAAUCACAUUUUUCAUACCAUUCCCAGUUCGAGGGUUUAAGGGUUGAUAGCUCUGAGGUUAUUGAUGAAGAUAAUGCCCAUUUUGCCCCUACUACUGAGGAAGCUACGAGCCAUUCAAUGAAUAAUAAUAAUAAUACUAUUUCAUCAUGUGAAGAAGAACUCAAGAAUAAUAAAGCCAAUGGUAAUUUCUUCCUCUCUCUUGGAAGUUGCAGGAGAAAGGGUGCACCUAAGAGAUCUCCUCUCUCCUAGAUAUUAUUAGUAGUGCAAUGUUACUGUUCAAAUAAAUAAAGACAAAGGAAAGGUAAAGUUUAAAUUAGUGACUACUAGUACUAAUUAGCAUCAUAUAAUAAUAUGACCAAAUAAAUAUUUUAAUAUUUAUAUGUAUAUGAUUGUGCUUAAGGGCUAUGGAUAGAUUUAAUGUGUAUGGAACUUGUAAUUAGGAUCCCUUGUCCUCGUCUCCUUUUUCUGCUUUUUCAUUAUCAUGGGACA